Anopheles nili is the source of this 2085-nucleotide messenger RNA. RefSeq names its product pseudouridylate synthase 7 homolog (gene Pus7). Lineage: Eukaryota; Metazoa; Arthropoda; Insecta; Diptera; Culicidae. Bases 1 to 2085 code for a protein of 694 amino acids. Gene Ontology annotation, molecular function: pseudouridine synthase activity; RNA binding. Gene Ontology annotation, cellular component: nucleus. Gene Ontology annotation, biological process: pseudouridine synthesis. The transcript has 3 exons. The record is from RefSeq and is a predicted model, not a curated record.
AUGAAACGAGGAAGAUUCAAUCAUAACAACCGACGCUCUGGCCCGGUCAAACACGGAGCUCCGGUCAAACAACGUACACCACGGUGUAACACAAUCCAUACUUCAUACAUCGCAGAGAAAGAUAUAUUUUGUACAGAAUACGUUACAGGUUCGGAAGGAUUUCAAGGCGUUCUAAAAUCAAGAUUUUCGGAUUUUCAUGUGAACGAAAUCGACGGCGAUGGCGAGGAGGCUGUUUUGUCGGACCUUUCUCUGCCAAAAUCUAGCGCAAAUAAACUAGGUGAGUCGACCGUGGAGGAAAGUAACAGCACCAUCGAUCCAAAUGAAGAUUUAGUAAGAUUGAUCAAACCCGAAAAUAUGACACGAAUCCAGGAAAUAAUGAAAGGAAAAGACGAUUCGUACAUUCAAAUAGAUGUCACAGAUCUGUCCAAACAAGAUCGUACAACGAUACAUACUAGAGUAAAGGCGCUCUUUGGGGCUGCAAUCGUUGGUUCAACGAUGAGCGAAAAUGAUCGCAAGUGGAUCCGAUUUGCUAAGUAUAACAAAGCAACGGUUCGAGAUCGUCGUGAAAAAUGGCAAUGGCCGCAUCCUUACACGUACUUUAUGCUGUACAAAGAAAAUCUCGAUACUAUCCAAGCGACAAUAUUGCUUGCUCAAAAGCUGUACUGUUCCCCCUCAGUAUUUACGUAUGCAGGUACGAAAGAUCGUCGAGCUAAAACUACCCAAUGGAUGUGCGUGAAAACGCGUGAACCGGCUAAAAUUAUUGCUGCUGCCCGAAGCAUGCCAAGCGUUACCGUGGGUAACUUUACGUUUAAACCGACUACGCUGAAGUUGGGCCAGCUACGGGGCAAUCGUUUCCGCAUUGCACUCCGACAGGUCACGGCCAGUGAUGAAACCAUAAACGGCUGCAUGGAUCAGUUCCGCGAGAAAGGAUUCAUCAACUAUUACGGUUUACAACGGUUCGGCAAUUGUGCCUCCGUUCCGACAUAUAAAAUAGGAAUAGAGAUGCUCAAGGGAAACUGGAAGGAAGCAUGCAAUUUGAUACUCCAUCCGCGCGAGGACGAACCCCAGUUUAUGGUGGAAAUGCGAUCAAUUUGGCAGCAAACCCAUGAUGCUGCAGAAGCAUUGAAAAAGCUACAUUCCACAAAUAAGUCUGUUGAGGCUCAACUACUCCAUUGGCUAGCGAGUCACGGUGGUAAGGAUUAUUUCGGUGCAAUUAGCCACCUUCCACGUAAUAUGCGGAUGCUUUAUCUGCACGCUUAUCAAAGUUUGAUCUGGAAUCGAGUAGCUUCGGAACGUAUACGCAAGUACGGUUUGAGUCCUAUUGUAGGAGAUCUAGUUUACACAGAAAACCAACCAGAAGCGGCUAUUGCUAAUAUAGAAACUUUGGUGGAUGGUGAGGAAGCGAUCAUGAAUACAGUUGAUGUAGAAUUUGAGACUGAUCCAGAUCAAAAUGACAAUGUAUCAGAAAACGAAAGCAAUAUCCCGACUGAAACGUCCUAUUUUAAAAAUCUAGUUAGACCGCUUACCAUCGACGAUAUCGCGGCGAAGCGGUACACAAUGUUCGACAUCGUUCUAUCCCUUCCUGGGCACGAUAUUACAUACCCGUCCAACGAAUGCGCCCUCUGGUAUGAAAACGCGCUGGCUGAGGAGUCACUGUCUUCGGAAAAAUUGCAACACAAAUCGAAGAGUCAUUCCCUCACGGGUGCGUAUCGGAAGUUGUUCGUUCGCCCUGAACGUUUGGAAUGGAAAAUCGUCCGCUAUGAAAAAUCAACUGACACGCUCAUUCUGUCCGAUGUGGAAAAAAUUAAAAGCACUGCCGAACCACAGUUUGCCGAAUGGGCAGCUAAAGAUGCUGCACAUAAAGCGGUUCUACUGGAUUUACGGCUACCCACAUCCUCGUACGCGACGAUGGCUCUUCGUGAGAUUAUGAAAACGGAUACAUCAGCCGGUAAUCAGCGAGCGCUCGAAAAAUUGGCCCAAGAACACUCAAAACCAUGCGCGAACGACGAAGGAAAUGAUAGUUCUUCAUUAUCACAAAAAACUAACGAAGAACCAAUGUGCAAAGUAGCAAAACAAAACAUUUAA